AAGCAACCCUGAAGCCAUGGACUCGGCGGUCCGGCACUUGCGCGACGGCGUCUUGCCCGACGCAGCAAGUUGCGCAACAUGCUGCAUAUUUGACAACCUUAGCGUCAUCGGUGGAAGCCUGGUGCUGCAGCAUGUGGUGCGGUCGUUCAUCGCUGCCAUGCGGCAGGGACGCAGCCAGGCAACGGUGGUGCGGCUGGUCGACUUGACGGGGGCGCUCGCGCCGUUGGCCGCCGAGGCCGCCGCAUCGGCGCCUCGCGCCGCUGGCGCCACCGCCGCCCCCGACGUCGAGUACAUAGACCUCCACUCGGACCCCUGGGGAUGGCAUCGAGCCGCCGUCGCGGCUGCGCGGGAAGGGCAGGGGCCGGAGCAGGCCGCCGCCGGCCCCGGCCCUGGCUCGGGUGCUGCAGCGGCGCCGGCGGCGGCGUCAGCGGCGGGGAACGCGAGGACGCACGCGGGCGCCGACCCGGUGCUGUCCCUUGAUGAGCUCUGUAGCCAACUCACUCGGGAGCCGGCCUCACAGUCGUGUCAGCUGGAGCCAGGGGCAGGCGAGGCAGCCGCAGCAGCAGCUGGAGAGGCGGAGGCGGCGGAGGCGACGGCCGCGCCACCGGCGGCAGCCGCGGGCCGUGCUGGCGGCGUGUGUGUGGUGCUGGGCUGCCUCAGCACACUCAUGGAGCGCUACAACGGCAGUAGCAAUUGCAGCAGCAGUGGUAGCAGCGGCUACGGCGGGGCUGACGGCGGAGGCGGCGGCGAGUGGGCCGGCCUAGCGAUGCUGGAGGCGCUGCGGCGGGCGCCCUCGGUGUCGUGUGUGCUGGCGGCUGUGCACACGGACCUGCACUCGGAGGCUGCGGUGGAGGGCCUGCGGCGCGCCGCCAGCUGUGUGCUGCAGCUGGCGCCGCUGUCCGACCUGCAGCAGCGGCUGGCGGCGGCGGCGCUGGCGGGCAGCGGGCGGGCGGCGCAGCUGCGCGGCGGCGUGCUGGCGGGACGGCUGGACUGCAGGACGCGGCGGAGAACGGGUCGCGUCAAGGUGGAGUCGGAGCUGUACUCCAUCUCGCUACAGCCGCAGCCGCUGUCACCCGCGCCCGUUGCUACAGCCUCUGCGGCUGCAGCUGCAGCCGCUGCUACAGCCGUGCCGGCCGUGCACUUCUUCUCCAUGCCGCCCCAAGUCGACACGCCCGACCCCAGGGCGCUGUUGCGGCUACAGCCGCCCGCCUCGUCCUCCUCCUCAUCCGCAGCAGCUGCUGCUACAGCAGCAGCUACAGCCGGUGCCGGCGGCGCGAUGGUAGCGCCAGCGGCUAGCGCGGGCGCGGGCGCGGGUGCUGCGAGUGGCGGCGGCGGCGGCGGUCAGCCUUUGGGCCUGUUGGGCGGUGUGGGCAGUGCGGAGGAGCUGGCGCGGGCGGUGGGCAGCAGCAUGCGACUGGUGCUCACCGAGGAGGAGCGGCGCGCCAAGCAGGCUGUGGUCCUGCCCUACCAGCACACAGGCAGCGGGCUGCGCGGGCCGGCGGCGGCGGCCUACGCGGCGGGGGACCAUGCCGGCUACCUGCCGCCCGCGGCGGGCGGCCGGGGGCCGGGGGCGGGGGCGGGCGCGGCGGGUGGCAGCGGCGGAGAGGCAGCGGGCGGGGUUGGAGCGGGCGGGGGCGGGGGCGGGGGUGGCGGGGGGCGGCAGGGCGGCCUGGGGCACAUCCUGUACGUGCGUGACUCGGCGAGUGAGCAGGACUCGGAUCAGGACUUGGAUGAAGACCUGGACAUUUGAUCUCGGCGUUGAAGAGGGUGCAGUCCGGGUAUCGUGGCUCUUGCAUGGUGGCGUCGGACGGGGUUCACUGGACCCACCAAUUGUGGGAUUUGCCUCAUGGAACUUUUACUUGGUAAAUCUGUCUCCAGUUAUUUCUGGAUUGGCCACAUGCAAGUAUAUUUAGGUAAAGCCUACUGAUCACCGAUCG
This is a messenger RNA of Chlamydomonas reinhardtii, 1937 nucleotides long. RefSeq lists its product as uncharacterized. Gene Ontology annotation, cellular component: cytosol; nucleus; elongator holoenzyme complex. Gene Ontology annotation, molecular function: tRNA binding. The transcript is spliced from 5 exons. Lineage: Eukaryota; Viridiplantae; Chlorophyta; Chlorophyceae; Chlamydomonadales; Chlamydomonadaceae. The record is from RefSeq and is a predicted model, not a curated record. The coding region runs from base 158 to 1750 and encodes 530 amino acids. Gene Ontology annotation, biological process: tRNA wobble uridine modification.